This is a messenger RNA of Corythoichthys intestinalis (scribbled pipefish), 3308 nucleotides long. RefSeq names its product gastrula zinc finger protein XlCGF52.1-like. The record is from RefSeq and is a predicted model, not a curated record. NCBI's taxonomy places the organism in Eukaryota, Metazoa, Chordata, Actinopteri, Syngnathiformes, Syngnathidae. The transcript has 2 exons. Bases 135 to 1436 code for a protein of 433 amino acids.
GUUCACUUGACGCAACAUCCGUGUACCAUCCGGGAUUUGCCAUUCAUUAGUGUACUCUCCUACCCUGACGAGCUCUUUCAAAGCAUUCUCAUCAGUGUCCAACAGCCCUCACUGCAGAAGAUCUUCAUCUUGAGAUGCACGAUUCCUGUUACGUUAAACAAGAGAUGCCGUACAUCAAACAGGAGGCGGAGGCAGAGGCCCCCAGCAUUAAAGAAGAAGAACAGGAAAAUGAAAUCAAAUUUCCAAUGACAAUCGUUGUGAAGAGUGAAGAAAAUGACGAAGUCAGCAGUGCAGCAGAACCUUUGGACGACAGCUCAUUUCAGCACCUGACAACAAAAGAAGAGGGACAAUCGCAACCAGAUGGCCUCUUAGCUCCGCUCUCAGACAGCAACGACGUAACGUCACACUCUUCUGACUUUAACACUGAUGAGGAGGAUAACUUUGACCAGAAAGCUAAUAAAUCCUUAAACAAGUCAACAUUGGAAACAAACACAAAAGAAUGCACGGUUUGGAAACCUUUUCCAUGUUCACUGUGUGAUAAAAUAUUUUCUUGGAAGCAUCACUUAACAAUACACAUGCGUGCACACACUGGAAAAAAGCCUUUUGCCUGCACAUCUUGUGGCAAACGAUUCGCCAAGAAGGAAAAUUUAAAGAAACACAGAAGCGCACACACUGAAAAGAAGGCGUUUGCCUGCACACUUUGCGAUAAAAGAUUUUCAAAUAGAGCCGAUUUAGAAAAGCAUAUACGUAAACACACUGGAGAAAAGCCUUUUGUCUGCGCAUUUUGUGGUAAACGAUUCACCGAGAAGGGAAAUUUAAAGAAACACGCAAGCACGCACACUGGAGAAAAGCCUUUUCCGUGCUCAGUUUGUCAUAAAAGAUUUCGUCAGAAGAUUUAUUUAGACAGGCAUCAGCGGACUCACACUGGAGAGAAACCUUUUGACUGCUCAUUUUGUGGUCAAAGAUUCCGUCAGAAGAGUCAUUUAGAAGCGCAUGAGCGUAGGCACACGGGAGAGAAGCCUUUCGCCUGCUCUUUUUGUGAGAAAAGAUUUUCUCGGAAGCAUUUGUUAAAAAAGCACACAGGAAUACACGCUGGAGAAACACCUUUUUCCUGCACACUUUGUGGUAUGAGAUUCUGUCAGAAGAAUGACUUAGAAAAGCAUAAGCCUACACACGCUGGAGAGAAGCCUUUCGCCUGCUCACUUUGUGGUAAAAGAUUCCGUCAGAAGACUUAUUUAGAAAAGCAUAAGCCUACACACAGUGGAGAGAAGCCUUUCGCCUGCUCACUUUGUGGUAAAAAAUUCCGUCAGAAGACUGAUUUAGAAAAGCAUAAGCCUAUACACACUGGAGAGAAGCCUUUCGCCUGCUCCUUUUGUGAGAAAAGAUUUUCUCGGAAGGAUGUGUUGAGGAGACAUUUAAGAAUACACAAUGGAUAAACACCUUUUUCCUGCACACUUUGUGGUACAAGAUUUGCUGAGAAACAACAUUUGGUAUUGCAUGCAAUAAAUCACACUGGGUUAUUAUCAUGAAAUUACAAAAUUAUUUGUAUAACGAAUCAAUUCUGUUAUUGCGAUUUACUAGAAUAUGCAGGGAAACGCAUUCCCUGCCUAUCCUGCUGUUUGACCAACGAGCUGACGGAACAACCACUAUACCAAAUCCCACUCAACUCAUUGGUCGUGGUACGGUCGCUUGCCAUGAUAACGGAAGACAACAUGCAACAAGAGUGGAAGAUGAGCGGUUUGAAUGAAACGAGUAAAAAGCAUGUUCAAAAUAAUGACCAUUUGGUUUCUUUUUAUCUGUACUUUUUUUUUCACUAAUUGUAUUUUUGUAUUCUGUCAAGUUCAUUUGUAUUUGUUGCACUUGCCAUUUCUCUGGGCUGGAUAACCGGGUAAAAUCUAGUUUAAAGAGGAACAACCGGCACACAACACGUCACAGGCGUUUGGGACAAUCAAACUUUAUUUCAGCAGGUGCAACCCAUAAACAAUCACUACUGGUGACGUCACUCUAGUGCACGCUCUAUAAUCCAAUAACUACAGCACACCCCCCCCCCACUCAAAUCAACAGUAUUUAUUUAGGAAAUUUUGAGUGAUCAUUUGUGAUAUAUUUAGGGCUGUCAAAAUUAUCGUGUUAACGGGCGGUAAUUUUUUAAAUUACGUUAAAAUAUUUGACGCAAUUAACGCACAUGGCCUGCUCAAACAGAUUAAAAUGUCAGCAGUGUAAUGUCCGCUUGUUACAUGUUUUUUGGUGUUUGGCGCCAUCUGCUGGCGCUUGGGCCAAAUGAUUUUAUGAGUUUUAGCACAAUGAGUGAGCAUGGUGUUAUUCUUGACAUCAACAAUGGCGAGCUACUAGUUUAUUUUUUGAUUGAAAAUUUUACAAAUUUUAAUAAAACGAAAACAUUAAGAGGGGUUUAAUAUAAAAUUUCUAUAACUUGUACUAACAUUUAUCUUUUAAGAACUACAAGUCUAUCAUGGAUCGCUUUAACAGAAUGUUAAUAAUGUUAAUGCCAUCUUUUUGAUUUAUUGUUAUAAUAAACAAAUACAGUACUUAUGUACCGUAUGUUGGAUGUAUAUAUCCAUCUUGUGUCUUCUCUUUCCAUUCCAAAAAUAAUUUACAGAAAUAUAUGGCAUAUUUUAUAGAUGGUUUGAAUUGCGAUUAAUUACGAUUACUUUUUAAGCUGUAAUUAACUCGAUUAAAAAUUUUAAUCGUUUGACAGUCCUAAUAAUAUUCUAUUAUUCCUGAGGGAACUUUGAACACACCUCAGUUGUUGGGGGGGGUUAACCUCAGAGUUUGUUUGCAGUUUUUUUUUAUUACCAAAAAACACAAAGGCUCAGGACUUAAAGGGUAAAUUAUAGUUUUAAAUUUAAAAGGACAUGUUUUUAUUCCAGCAUUUUUUGUGUGAAAAUGCAUCGCUGGCAAUUUUUGUUUUUCCGUGUCGUUUUAUCACUUCAAGAUGUAUCUAAUUCAGGUUUGAAUAAAAUGUGUAUAACGUCAUCAUUAUUUUCAAAAAAUCACUUUUCACACUGAAAAAAAUAAAGAGUAACUGUUAUAUUUGGCCAAUUCUGUCCCAUAGCUCUGGAACUCUCUGGUACUCAAUGUAACUUCUUUCCCACUUUUCAAAUCUGGACUCAAAACAUGUAUUGUUAAAUGAUCAUAUCCCGCUUGAUCAUCAGUUCUGUUUUAUGUUAUGACUUCUUUCCUGAUACUUUGAUUUACUCUGAUUUUGCUUUUGUCCACGCUAUACAGUGGGGCAAAUAAGUAUGUAGUCAACCACUAAUUGUGCAAGUUCUCCCACUUGAAAAUAUUACAGA